AUGAAUUUUAUGAUUGGACACUAUCAGAACAGUCGAUGCCAGAGCUACAACAUAAACACGGAAACCGGAAACGGAAGACGGGCUCUACAGACAGAUUCAGGUGUAAACUUCUUCGAGAAGAUUUGUCUACGUGGUGUCCGGCAAAACCAGUUUGACCAGAUGUGUAACGGGGAGCGAGGCUGGGCAUUCGAGCGAGUCAUCGGCUCGGCACUCGAAGGAUUUGAUCAUAAGGAGGUUCGCAGUAUAGAGACUAGAAGCGAGUGUGCUCGUCUUUGUCUUCUAGAAGAAGAGUUUCCCUGCAGGUCUGCAGAGUUUAGUUCUGACUCUAAGACGUGUAUAUUGAGUAGAGAAGAUAGAAGAACGCAACCAGAAGCAUUCAAGAAGGGAACAAAGCCGAAUAUCGACUACAUAGAAAACCAGUGUGCAAAACAGCUUCCAGAUUGUGCUUUUACACAGGCUGAGAAGGAUGUGACAGUGGUUGCUAUGAACGAUAUAUUCUAUUCUAGAACUGUCCAAGCCCGGGCCUUUAACUGCCGGUCAUUGUCCCAGAAAGAUGACCGUUGCUACUUAUCAGGAGAUGAUUCUAUCAGUUUACCGAAUAUUCCUAAACCUACAGAGCCAGGAGCAACAUAUAAAGAGAAGGCGUGUACACGAAGUACUUGUGACGGAGGAAUAUUUACAUUCGAGAAGACGACCGCUCAUUUUCUUCGAACUGCUCGACAACAAAAUCUGCAACUCUCGUCAAACACUCCUGGAAUAACAAAGGAGUGUGCCCAGCUAUGUGUUGAUCAGGGUGCUGACUGCCCAGCCUUCAGUAUAGACUACAAUGGGCAAAGAUGUUUUGUACUUGACCGGAAUACUCAGGGUCGAGGAGAUGAUCUGAUGCCUCGAGAUGGAACCAACUAUUUUGAAAAAAUCUGCCUCAGAGGACAAGUAUCAAAAUGCCAGGGCAAGGCUUGGGCUUUUGAAAGAACUCCAGGGAAAGUUCUACAAGGAUUCGACAACAAGAUUGUAAAUCAGGUUCCUAACAGGAGGGACUGUCAAGAGCUUUGUCUUCAAGAAACCGGUUUUAGAUGCAGAUCAGCUGAUUAUAACACUAUCACUCUAUCUUGCGCGCUCAGCACUGAAACUAGAAGAACACAACCGACAAGCUACCAAGACAGUAAGGAUACUGAGUAUCUAGAGAAUACAUGUAUAGAUACUGAAGAGUUAUCAUGUCCGUACCAAAGAACUGACAACGCCUACCCAAGGUAUUUGGACAGUAUUGUGAGCCGAGUGACCGAUGAAAUAGCUUGUGAGAAACAGUGUACAUUCCAUCAAGAUUUUGUUUGCAGAGCAUUUGCUUUCUAUACUUCAGCGAGCCAAUGUUUUAUAUCUGGUGAUGAUUUGAUGAGUGCGGGAGAUGGAGCUCUUCAAACCCGUCCCGGGACAGAUUUCUUUCAGAGGAACUGUCAAGAUAUUCUCGGAGAACCGACUUCAGCAAACAAAUUUAUUCCUGAAACCGGUUCAACUCAACAAGCAAGCCAAACAUUGCCGCAGGAACGUAGAUGUACUUUUGGAAAACUCGAAUUUGAAAAGACUACUGGCUAUGAACUUAUCAGGGCUAGACCGUAUAAGCUGUAUAGUAGAAGAGAGGGAGGUAUAUCUGCUGAAUGUUCAUCAAGAUGUCAGUCAGACUCUAGAUGUCAGGGCUUUAACCUUGACUACAACAGAAACGAAUGCCAAGCUGUAACAGAGAACUCGGAGGGAAAUCUUUUUAACUUGAGACCAAGUACAGGAAUAGCAUUCUUCGAGGCAAUUUGCCUCAGAGGAAGAACGUGCGGCGCUGUUUGGACUUUUGAGAGAUACAUCGACUUUGAACUUCGAGGUUUUGUCCGUGACACGCAUAGAGAUAUUAGUAAAACUGAGUGCCAAGAUUUAUGUCUCAGCGAGUCCAGGUUUAUUUGCAGAUCUGCAACAUAUGAUCACUUGAGGAAAGAAUGCUAUCUCAGCGAAGAAGACAGGUUUACUCAGCCUGAUUCUCUUCUAGCAAAGCAAGGAUCUGAUUAUCUAGAAAACCAAUGUCAAUCAAGACAAAGUAACUGUGACUACAGUCCUCAGACUAGAGACCAGUAUAUCAUCUACACAGACAAAUCCUUGUCCUCCUUCAGUUCAGCGUCCUGCAAGCAGUCCUGUACCCAGGAGCGAGACUUUAACUGUCGGUCCUACUCUUUCCUGAGUGAGACUCGUAGCGGAGAUCCGCAGUGUUUGCUCAGCAGCGAUACUCAGAAAUCCGCUGGGGGUAAUGCUUUCCAGUUGGCAACAGGAGCACUCUAUGCGGAAAAGGAAUGCGGAAGAAAACCCCGACCUGCAGAUUCUGGAUUUAGUAGCUCUGGAGAUAGUUUUAGCAGCUCCGGUAGCUCCGGGUUAAGCAGCCCUGGCUUCAGUAGUGGCGGGAGACCUAGCAACCAGCUUCUACCACAAACUCUACCUGAUGACACCCUUCCAUCAUAUUCUGGGGAUGGAGGGAACCCGGCCAACUGCAGGGCUGAUGGUUUGGUGUCAGCAUAUGAAAAAAUAGUUGAUUUUACAUUUACUGAAGGAAGCAGAGAGGAAAUACAAACUACAGUUGAUAUUGGAAUCGCAGCUGAGUGUAUAGAAGAGUGCACAGAUAUGGGAGACAGGUGUCUGGCUGUUACGCUACAGAAUGAGAGGGGUGGACGGCAGCGAUGCUUUGCUCUGGAUUCAUCAGCAGGAGUUGAGGGAACAGCACCUUCUAGUGCUACUGGUGUUACAUAUUUUGAAAAGAUCUGCGCAAGUAAAAGUUGUGGGAAAUCUUGGAGUUUUACAAGAGUUCCAAUGUACGAAUUCGUUGGAGUUCCAACUGAAGAGGUUGAUAAUGUAAGAAGCCUGAGUGCUUGCAGAGAACUUUGCCUUAAUGCAAGAAGUUUUCCUUGCAGGUCUGCCACUUAUAACUCUGGAGCAAGGAUUUGUAAACUGUCUGAGGAAUCAAGAAGAACUCAACCAACAAGUUUUAGACCUGCCAUUAGAGGGAUUGAUUAUUUAGAGAAUGAAUGCUCAGAAUUACCUGCGAACUGUGAGUAUAUAGACCAGCCCGGAACCUACCUCCCCUUCACGGAUACCUAUGUACCGGAUGUAGAGGAUAUAGAAGGAUGUCGGACAGAAUGUAAUUCUCAGUCCAACUACAACUGCAGAUCUUUUAACUACAAUUCAGCCAGACAGGAAUGCUUCUUAUCUGCAGAUGAUUCUAUCUCCCUGCCAACUGGACUUCAGCAGGACAGAGACUUUACAUUCUCAGAAAGGGCUGGUUGUAAUAAUGUUAGGGUUGAAUGCACUCCAUCAGAUAUGCUUGUCACUCUUUCAUUUGGACAGGAGUUCAAUGGCCGAAUUUAUGCCACCGGAAAUCCGCAGGCCUGCUUUGAGCUUGGUAGCGGUCAGUCCGAGAUGUCUCUGAGGAUUCCCAUUGGAUCCCAGUGUGGAACUGUGCAAUCGGGUCGAGGACGGUAUGUCAAUCAUGUUGUCAUUCAAGCAAAUCCAAUUAUCAUGCAGGACACUGAUAAAACAGUCCGCGUAGAGUGCGCUUUUACCGCCGAAGAUCAGACCGUAAGUUUCAGACCAACCGCCGGCGGUAGAGAUGAUGGCGGCGGUAUUUCAGUCACAGUUCCUUUCCAGCCGACUGGAACGAAUAUAGUGACGAAUACAGCUCCAACUCCUGGAGUCAGGAUGAGGGUAGUUCGGCGUACAGGAAGCACAGCAGAUGUUGUUGGGCUGGGAGAGGAUCUUCAAUUAAGGAUAGAGAUUGAUGAAGAUUCUGCUUUCGGACUGUUUGCCAGAAACCUUGAGGCUAGGACGGACAAUGGAGAACUAUUAAAUCUAAUCGAUGGUCAGGGCUGUCCCCUCAAUGAACUUAUUUAUCCUGCUCUGGCCCUAGAGUCGAAGACGAGAGCACUCUUCGCAAAUUUUAAGGCGUUCAGAUUUCCUUCUACCCCAACUGUUAACUUUGUUGCAACUGUACAGUUCUGUCAGGACUUGUGUGAACCUGUUACAUGUACAGGAAACCUAGGUUCCUAUGGCAGACGGAAAAGAGAGGUUGGAAACGAAACAGAUACAACUAUUCUACAAGCGUCUACAACCAGCACCAGAUUCACCAGAUCAAUUCAAGAAACUAGUGGAGAGACCAAUGAAGGAGAUGAAACCACUGUACCCGCCAGCAGUACUUCAAAGGCUAGCCUACCAGUCAGCCCUAUGAAGUCAAGUCCAGCGGAAAUCAGUCUACCAACUAGUCCUACGGGAAGCAGUCUACCAACUAGUCCAACGGGAAGCAGUCUACCAACUAGUCCAAAGGAAAGCAGUCUACCAAAGAAUCUAAUACCGGAACUAACAGUUCUGGGACUGCGACUAACAGUUGGAGAGGAUCAGGUUGUUCGUCCCCACCCUCCCAGUAAAUCAGGAACUGGAAAAUUUGGAGAUCAAACCCCGGAAUCUGUUUCAGCUUUUCCAGACACAGAUUCUUACUAUCCAGCCUUCCUGGGACAUGAACUUUUGGAUCCAAGUUUUGUCUGCAGUCCUCAGAGCACUAUAAUAGCGAUAAUUAUAGUUGUCGUAUUCAUCAAUACAGGCCUAGUAGUAGCUGGCAUUUUCUUCUAUAGAAUGAAAAGAAAGAGUUGGAGGAAGGUCCGGGAAGUAGAGAGGAGUAGACCUGUUGAUAUGCCUCCUCCCCUCCCACCCCACCACCCUAGUAGGACCAAUGCGGUGUACAGUAACCUAGGACAAGAUGUACUCUUCAAAACUGCUUCGAACCCUAGAUCUAGGUUUAUGGAAAACCCGACAUUGAUAGGUAUGACCAAAACAUCCAACGGCAACCAUCGUUAGGAAAUGUUUCGUUAACGGUCGGAUUUAAUGACCUAUCAACGAUGUUAUUAAUUAUUCCAACUCCAAGAAAAAUACAGAAUAAAAUUGUGACAAAAAUAUAGUAAUAAAGCCAAAGUAUAAAUUAUUUCAUCUGUUUUAAAUCUGGACGAAGCUGUUAUUUAUAAAAUUUUCAUAAUUCGCCUCGAGAUCAAUUGAUAAAACAAAUUAUUGUUCACAUCUUUAGCAAAAUCAACUUCAUAAUAACUGCAAUAUCAAAUCCAUUUUUCCUGAAGUGUAUUAUCAUACAUUUACUAGAAUUAGAUUUGAAAAAUAGUUAUUAAAAUUUUAUAUAUUUUCAUUUGACAAACAUGCAUUGUUAGCAGAAAACCGAACAUUUUGUUAAUAAUAUAGAAUUUACCGAUUUAACGUUUCAAAAAUACUAACAUUUUUUAGAAAUUGAAAACAAAAUAGGGUUGAUUUUUAUCAGAUUUUCCAAACACUCUAUCAAGAACAAAAUGUCCAAAAAUUUGAACAUUUGAAGUUAAUUGAAAAAUUUUAACACAGCUUUACCUGAUUUCUAACAAUUUAAGUGAAAUACAAUUUUGAUUUUUUUAAAUAUCUUAACAAUUUUGAUUACAGGUUUUCAAGAAUAAAUUCAAAUUUAUCUUUAAUACUUUUUAUAUUUAACCACUCAGUAUUUUUAGUUAUUUUAGUUAAUUUUUUGUUGAUGUUUCAAAUAGUGUAAUUAUGUACCUUAUAUAUUGGACAAUUAUGUGCAGUACAGUACACUGCAGUACACUAUCUAGUAUGCUGCAGUACAGUGAAUAUAAAUUGUAUGAAUUUCAAAUUGUAAUGUAGGGUCCGUGGGGGACCAAACAAAUAUAUUUUUAUGCUUUUU
Messenger RNA from Eurytemora carolleeae, 5749 nucleotides. RefSeq lists its product as uncharacterized. Lineage: Eukaryota; Metazoa; Arthropoda; Copepoda; Calanoida; Temoridae. The record is from RefSeq and is a predicted model, not a curated record. The transcript is spliced from 56 exons. Bases 1 to 4872 code for a protein of 1623 amino acids.